Messenger RNA from Aspergillus calidoustus, 824 nucleotides. The record is from the annotation of a GenBank genome assembly. NCBI's taxonomy places the organism in Eukaryota, Fungi, Ascomycota, Eurotiomycetes, Eurotiales, Aspergillaceae.
AGCGCUGUUUCUCGGCAAAGGUCGGCAGUGCCACUUUUCCUCAUGGGGCAAUCUCGCUGUGGGAUCGCGCAUUCUUGCAGAGGACACUGGAGCAUCACCCUGGCUUCUCUAUAAGUGAAGACUGGUUCCUGGGUGACUCAUGCCGCAGAUUAGGUGGCCGGAUCAAAAUGUGUAGUGCGGUGUUCGUGGAAACGAGUACACCAUCCAAUUUACUAUAUAGAGAGAAGAACAAGGAGAGAGGAGGGUUUGGUGAGAUGACCGUGUUUCGGCAGCGCUUUACACGGUGGAAUUUCUUUACCACGACUGGGGUGUGGCACAAUGUCGCGUAUAUCUUCGGGUCCUGGAAAUUAGGGAGAUGGGAAGUUGGAACGAAAAUCUUUGUUUGUUCAGACUCACAGGUCUACGAGACGAUUCUAUACCUAUUGACCCCGUUCAUCCUACCCGUCUCGCUCAUCGUGCAGCCCUGGUUCUGCGUUGCUAUGUCGUUCGCGAUACUGGGGCUAUACCUACUUCAGGUCAUGAUUUUCAACGAGAUUCACCUGAGAUUCAAGAAAGAGCGUGUGAGUACCUGGACAAUUGUCGGAUACUAUAUGCCAUACAAGAUCAUUAUAAGCUUUAUCAAUGUUGGGAGUUGCUAUUGGGCGUUGUUCAAAUAUGGUCGAUAUUUUGCGCAGCGGCAUCCCAAGCUCACUGAAGACCAUAAGGCUGUAGGCUUAGUUUUGACUUUGCAACAGGCGAUACGGACCGGUCAAGGGGUGGCGAGGAAUCUUAGUAGAAGAUAUCAGAGUCGGAGAAGCGGGCAUACAAGUGUACCAGGAGGGUGA